GCCCUUACGCCCGAUCUUCUCACACCGGCACCUUUGAUCUUCCUUCACCGAAGCGAUCUCUUGCGCCGAUCCCGUUGCCCGACUUAGCAUUCCUCGCGGCAACUCGACACAAAUAUUCCGACACUUGAAUCUUUCUAUUUAUUCGAGUCACAAAUACACACUUGACACAAUGCAAUUCAAGAGCAUUGUCGCCGUCCUGGCCACUGGCCUCUCGCUGGUUGCCGCCCAAGAGGUCGACACCACCACCACCUCGACCCAGACCAUGACCAAGACGGUUACCGUCACCCAGUGCAACCCAACCGUCAGCAACUGCCCCGGUCGCACAUCCACCACCUCCAGCAGCAGCACCAGCAGCACCAGCAGCAUCAUCUCCUCUUCGACAAGCUGGACAUUCCCUCUGUCCAACUCGACGACCACCGUCGGCCCCACCGCCAGCUCCUCUUUCAUCAUCUCUACCUCUCGCCCCGUCGUCACCGGGUCUUCGGGGCCCGGGUCGGGCUCGAGCGUCGAGACUUCUGGUCCUUCUGGCACGGGUUCGUCGCCUAGCACCAUCCCGACAGCUGGUGCGGGCGGUCUCUUUGUCCAGCCUGCCUUGCUGCUCAGUGUCCUCGGUGCUGGUGUCGCUCUCCUUGCUUAGGCGCGGCACACUGGUCCGACCCCGCUGUGAGAGCGACGAUGGCGAGAACCGAUCUACCUUGGACAACUAUACCCUAGCGACUUCUUUUUAUUUCUUCGAUUCGUCCAUGGUCCAUACUACUUGAUUCUUCGGGGAAGCGAUGUUUGGGGCUUUUUUUUUUGGUGGUUAACGAGGUUUGGGAAAGGGUUUCU
Molecule: messenger RNA, 828 nt
Organism: Chaetomium strumarium
Lineage: Eukaryota; Fungi; Ascomycota; Sordariomycetes; Sordariales; Chaetomiaceae
Exons: 1
Coding region: 170-637 (155 amino acids)
Source: RefSeq, a predicted model, not a curated record